Rhizophagus irregularis DAOM 181602=DAOM 197198 is the source of this 416-nucleotide messenger RNA. NCBI's taxonomy places the organism in Eukaryota, Fungi, Glomeromycota, Glomeromycetes, Glomerales, Glomeraceae. The record is from RefSeq and is a predicted model, not a curated record.
UAUGGAGUUAUGCCAUUUGUAGCACCUGAAGUAUUAAGAGGAAAGCCAUAUAAUCAAGCAGCAGAUGUAUAUAGUUUUGGUAUGAUUAUGUAUUAUAUUGCAACUGGAAGACAACCUUUUGCCAAUUGUGCUCAUGAUAGUGUGUUAGCAUUAAAUAUAUGUAAUGGAAUUAGACCUGAAAUAAGUGAACAAGAAGCACUAAAAUUUUAUAUUGAUUUAAUGAAAAAUUGUUGGAAUCCAGAUCCAGAUAAGAGACCAAGUGCUAUUGAAAUAAAAAAAUUGUUGUUAUUCUCAUGAUGAAGAAAUUGAAAAGCAAAUUGAAAAAGCAGAUGAAUAUAGAAGAACAAAUUUUUUGUCUACUGGAAAUAGUCAAUCAAUUCAUCCACAAGCUUGUUAUACUUCUCAAUCACUCAAUC